Messenger RNA from Acyrthosiphon pisum (pea aphid), 4215 nucleotides. RefSeq lists its product as uncharacterized. NCBI's taxonomy places the organism in Eukaryota, Metazoa, Arthropoda, Insecta, Hemiptera, Aphididae. The coding region runs from base 522 to 3968 and encodes 1148 amino acids. The transcript is spliced from 6 exons. Gene Ontology annotation, molecular function: RNA binding. The record is from RefSeq and is a predicted model, not a curated record.
ACGCGAAUUUGAUUUCAAUUUUUUUCAUUUCAUUUAAUUUCUCUUUAUGAUUUUAUUUUAACUUAAUUUUGAUCUCGUCCGCAGAGACGUUUCAUUGUUUUUUUUUUCGAAUUUUUCUAUGCGCCACGGCCGCGCUCGUUCCAACUCAGUGGACUUGUUUGUUUAGUAUUUGUUGGUCUCUGAUUUAUCAUUUCGUAUCGAGUAAGAGUUGUUUUGGAAAUAAACACUCAUUGAACAUAUCCCUUGCUGUUGUAUACGCUGCUUCACGGUCGACAGAUACCCGCUACUACUACUACUGCAGUACUGCUACUACUAGGAUUACAGCUACAAUACUACUACUACUACUACAACAACGCUUCUGCAGUCUGUGAGAAAGCAAACAUUAAGAAAUCCUAGUUAAUUUUAUUUGGACACUUGCCAAAUUGGGCAUUUAGCCAUCACCAUUUAUUGCUCAGGAUACACAUCGCUUGAUAAGACGACUUAGAUAAUAAAUUAUAUCAAUUAAAGAAAAAUAAGUCAAUAUGAGUGUAAUAAUUAGAUUGCAAAAUCUGCCUUGGGCUGCCAACGCCGCGGAUAUCAGACAGUAUUUUCAAGGAUUGUCGAUACCCGAAGGUGGAGUUCAUAUCGUCGGUGGUGAAAAAGGCGACGUCUUCAUCUCAUUCAGUACCGACGAAGACGCUAGACAGGCUAUGCUUUCUGAUGGUGGAUGCAUCAAAGACGUGCAGAUCAGACUGCUGUUGAGCUCGCGUAAUGAAAUGCAAAAAGUCAUCGAUGCCGCGAGACAACAGACCUUAUACAACGCUUACAUGCAGCAAAAUUUGAUGCAGCAGCCACAGCUCCCUAUAGUUGGGACGUUGCCACCGUUGACUGCUAAGGUCUUACCGCAGCCACAACAACAGGUAAGGCCCGGUCUAGGUCCACAGAUGUUACGCAGACCACCUAUAAUUGACAACAUGUCGGUACUCAUGCCCCAAGACAAACAGCAACAGCAACAGAUGCAGCAACAGCUUUUGUCUCCGAAAUCGUUGGAGAGCAGAGAUCGCGACGACAAGAGCCAUAAACGUGGUGACCGGUCUCGAUCGAAAUCACGGGAGCGGCGGUCAAAGUCGUCUCGCAGUGGAGGCAGUAGACGGGACAGGUCAAGGUCUAGAGACCGGCGGCGGCGGGACAGGAGCCGAGGAAGAGACAGGUCCAGGGACAGGUAUCGUGGUGGAGAUGGAAGGAGCUCGUCGAGCCGAGGAAGCGGAGGCAAAUCGCAAAGGUCGCGGUCGCCAACUGCCAACAAAGCGAUGGACGGCCCACCGGGCAAGUUGGUCGGUGAACAACAGCCACAAAUCAAUCCUUGGUCCUGUCAAUAUGAAAACUUGCAGCCACAGCAGGCGGCUAUGGCAGUAGUAGAAAACCAUCAGCCAGUAAAUAUGAUGAACAACAUCAUACCCGGUGGCCUUGGCGGAUUCACGCAAUUCAGGACGCCCCCCCAGCCACCUAUCAUCCCUGUCAUACUUCCUCCGAAUUCUUUUCAUCAACAACAACAACAACAACAGCAGCAGCAACAACAACAACCACCUCCGCUGAUGAGUAGAUGGGGGUCGAGUGGUGGAAACCGCCCACAUCAGCAGCAGCAACAACAGCCGUACGUACCCGACAACGAUUUUCGCGCAGGUGCAUACGUCGCUGGAGGCGGCGGCGGUGGUGGUAGCGAUGACGAGGACGAUCGACAAACAGAAUUCGACAACAAUUUCCAAGGAAGGUUCAAUGAAAACGCCGCCUCAACUAUGAGGAGAGGGCCGCCUGGACAAGAUUUCCGCGAGCAACAAAGGUUUGGGCCGACAAGAGGAGGUCCUUCUAGAUUUAAUAAACCGCAGCAGGCCGUGCCACCUGUUGUGGGUCAACACAACCAAGGUGGUGGGGGAGGUCAGCGACCGUUCAACGAAUUCGGUAAUGGCAGCAGUGGUCCCAGGUUCAACCAUCAGCAGCAGCAGCAGCAACAGCCACCUAGAUAUGGCGGUCACAACAUCCCCGACAAUGGGGGCAGAGGCAGACAAUCCAGGUUCAGCUCAAUCAAUGAAAACGGCAAGCCUUCCAGGUUCAAUCAAGUACCACAGCAGCAGCCGCACCAAGACAAUGAGGACGGGCGGUCUGCCGAAUUUGAUGAGCCCAGUAAGAGGAUGGCGCCCCGAUACAACGACCGGUACAGGUAUGACGUUCGGAACGCGCAGGUCCCUCACUCCGAAGGCUUGUGUGUGGAGGUAAACAACAUGUCCAACCCGUUCUCGUAUGGCGACAUCCGCAAACUGUUCGAAGGCAUCCACAUCGACGGAUCGGCGAUCAAGAUCCAAAAGCACCGGCAGGGCGUGGCGUUCGUCCGGUUCGACAGCAACAACAACAAGAAUUUGGCCAUGAAGGUCAACGGGACCGCUUACAAGGGCAACCAUGUAGUAGUCAAACACCUGGACGACAAGGCAUACGAACGGGACAACACGGACGAUCGGCCGUAUCCGACACCGACGGCGACACUGAACAUCGUUGAUCACGUGGAUUUGGUGGACGAUGACGAUGACGAAGAUGUCGCAAGUGACCAGCCUGCGUUGUCGGUUGACAAAAAGAAACCAAAGAAAUCUAAAACCGAUGACGAAGGAAGCGACAACGACAACGAUCUGAUAGUGUGCGAGACAACCACGAACAAGGAUGGUGUGUCAGUCGAAGACGGCAACGACGAACAACGGAAGGAAUCACCGACGAAAUAUCUGAAACUCAAACAGCUUCCGGUCACGGUGACCGAGGAAGACGUAAUGAACGAGUUCGACGGUGGCACUGACGUGCGCCGCGUGACUUUUUAUCCGGACGGUGAGUUCAUGGGUGCCACGCUGGAGUUCACUAGCACGGAAGCGGCCGAAUCAGCGCUCAAGCGGUACGACUGCGUCUUGUUGGGCUCGACGCCGGUGCCCGUACAGCGGUGUACCUACAAAGAGUACGCGCAGAUCAAGCGGAAAUCCGGCGACGGCGGCAGACGCUUUUCAAGCGACAACACCAGCAGCAGCGGCCGCCACCACCACCACAGCAGCCACCAUCACCACCACCACAGCAGCAGUAGCAGUCACCACCAACAGACACAUCCACCGGCGGCUGCGUCGUCGUCUUCUCCGCCCGUGCAGGUGGCCCCACCGCCUCCGAACGUGUCGGGCGCCACGCCGGUCGUCCGGUCCAACUGCCUGUACGUGUACGGCCUGCCGACGACCGUCACCAACACGGACAUCACUCAGUUCUUCUCCGACUCCGUGCUGCCCGACAAGAUACACAUCAUGCUCAGCAAAUUCGGCCGGCCCACCGGUGAGUCGUACUGCGAGUUCGGCACCGCGCAACAGGCGAGCGCCGCCAUCGUCAAAAACCAGACCUUCAUGGGGCAGAACCUCGUGUGCGUUGAGCCCAUCAACCGUUCGCUGAUGAUCCAGGCCAUCACCAAACCGAUGCAGCAGCACUGCAACAACCAUCAUCAGGACAUGUCUUGGGGCGGUGGCGGCAACAGGCAGCAACAGCACCACCAGAGGCCGCCGCACCAUUCUCAGCAGUACGGGGGACCGUACGGCGGCGGCGGCGGAGGUCGACCGCAGCAGCAGCAGCAGUUUAACAUGAAUAACGGAGGUGGCCGCGGCGGCGGCGGCGGUUACACGCCCAGGAUACGCGGACCCGGGCCCGGGCCGAACACCGGUCCCGACGGGUUCGGACAGCCCGGAUGCGUGGUGGCCCUGGACAACGUGCCGUACCGGGCCGACGUCCAGCAGAUCGUGGAUUUCUUCGAAGGUUUCGAACUUCACAGCCAGAACGUGAUCCGGCGGUUCAACGAUUUCGGCAAGCCGACCGGCGAGGCGCGCGUCAACCUCAGGAACCCGCAGGACGCCGCUCGGGCUGUCCGGGUGCUGCAGAACAAGCCCAUUUUCAACAGGCCGGUGCGACUCACCCUCCUGUAAAUCCCGACAGUACCUGUAUUGUUGUUGUGAUGGCGUCGCCAAUGUAAUAACAAUUAAGUCAAGUAUUUUACGUGAUUCGUGUCAACCGUUUUCCCCAUACUAUUUCUAUUAUUUUUUUUUGUAUAUGAAAGUCAAAAUAAGAGGUGUACUACUGUAUCGAUUUUAUUUUUAUUUCGAUUGCUCUUUUUACUAUUAUAACGACUUAUAAUUUAAUUUAAACAUGAUGUAUAAUUUGUAUCUAAUUUAA